This is a messenger RNA of Symbiodinium pilosum, 456 nucleotides long. The record is from the annotation of a GenBank genome assembly. NCBI's taxonomy places the organism in Eukaryota, Dinophyceae, Suessiales, Symbiodiniaceae.
CCAAGACCCAUUGUGACCGAGCUGCAGGCAGGGCCACCUUGCGCAGGUCCACGAGGACGGGUUGAUAAGACCACGAUAUGGCACCAUUUCCGUCUCAAGGAGGGGCCUGGUUCCCAAUGGAGUUCCCAAGCCAGCGGGGAUCGACUCGUUAUACACGAGCCUGGGUCGCUUACGGGCACAGCUCCGAAAGCAGGGCAGGCCAGCGUGAUGCUGCACAAGCCGGGAUCGAAAGUGCAGAUAGUUGCCCGCAAUCAGAAGAAGGAGCAGGUUGACCUGAUUGCUGCAAGCACAGCCGUCAAUCACCACAUGUAUGUUCAUCACCAUGCUAAUGCGGGGUCCCAGCCCGACCGGCUGGUGGUUGAGCAAGGAGGUCCAGCUACUGACAAGCCGCGCAGUGGCAGAUACUGGGAUGUCUUCACGGAUCUUCGAAGCGGCGCGGAUGCUGACGACCUCGAG